This is a messenger RNA of Chironomus riparius, 1160 nucleotides long. Lineage: Eukaryota; Metazoa; Arthropoda; Insecta; Diptera; Chironomidae. The record is from the annotation of a GenBank genome assembly.
AAGAGACUUACUAAUUUUUUGUUGUAAAUUAAAGUUAAGUUGAUUGUGUGUUGGAAAUCAACAAAAGACGGAAAGCAGCAGUCAAUAAACUCGCGCUUAAAAUUUAUAUUUUUUUGAUAUAUAUUUUCUUGCAUUCUUAAAAAAAGAGGAAUUAAGAAGAAUAAGAAUAAGUGAUGAGCUCUCUCGCAGCGUUUGCAAAUUUAGAUGUAGACAAGCUUAUACAAGAUAUAUCCACAAGACCAGCGAUAUGGGAUAAAAACUUUAAUGGACGACAGAAUAAAGGAUAUUUGGAGGAGUUGUGGGAUGAAUUAGCUCAAAUUCAUAAUGCACCGAAAAAAAUUAUCAAGGCAAAAUGGAAAGGCUUAAGAGAUAAUUUUCGAAUACAAUGGAAAAUGAUUCCGCGAAAUGAAAAUGAUGAGUUGAUGAUUGCACCCGAAGAUUUUACAGGCACAAAGUGGCAGUAUUACAGACCGCUUUUAUUCCUUGCCGAUAACAUGGGAAAGUCACGAAACUCCUACAAUUCAGCACAAAUGGAUGAUUCAAGUUACGAAUUAUUGCAAUCAUUUGAGCCAGCUAUUGAAAUUCCAAGCGAUGAUGAAAUCGAUCAAAAAGAGCAAAAGCCUGAUAUCUCACCAAAGUCACGUCAGAAACUCAUGGAUGCGAUCAAUAGAAGUUGUGAUGAGGACUCAUCCUCGCCAGUACAUCAUUCUAAUCAAAAGUCACAAAAUAUGAAAUUGCCACCAAAAUUUCGUGCCAUACCACAUCAUUUAAAUCUUAUGGAUAUACAUAACCUGAUCUCACGUUCAACAAAUGGCGAAACUACAAUCUCAGCUGCUCCGUUAAACCUCGCUCAACAGCACAAUCAACAAUCAAAUCAAACAUCCUCAUCGUCAAAUCCUGCGAAUGCACAUCAACAUCCAAAACGUCGAAGAACUGACGAAGUAACCACAACUGGAUGUGGUGCAAGCUCAAAUGACGAAUUUCCAAGUGAAUCUGGGAAUUUUCCGACUUCCUCAAAUGACGAUGAUUAUCACUUUUUGAUGUCACUGCAGCCGUAUUUGACACAAUUCACCGGACCUCAGAAACUACGAAUUCGUAUGCGCAUACAAAAAUUGAUCUUUAAGGAACUGUACAAAGAUGAACUUGACGAAUAAUUUUAC